Cydia pomonella (codling moth) is the source of this 3222-nucleotide messenger RNA. RefSeq names its product delta(24)-sterol reductase-like. The coding region runs from base 1501 to 3141 and encodes 546 amino acids. Gene Ontology annotation, biological process: steroid metabolic process. The record is from RefSeq and is a predicted model, not a curated record. Gene Ontology annotation, cellular component: membrane; cytoplasm. Gene Ontology annotation, molecular function: FAD binding; Delta24(24-1) sterol reductase activity. NCBI's taxonomy places the organism in Eukaryota, Metazoa, Arthropoda, Insecta, Lepidoptera, Tortricidae. The transcript is spliced from 5 exons.
AUUUAUUUAUAACCUUUAACAUCAAAACUCCCAAUAAAAUCGGAAUCUACCUAAGAAUCAUCCCGACAGGUAACAUUUCCGAUUUAAAAAAACCUCACGCAAAUUGGUCCACCCGUUCAGGAGCCACGAAUCACUGACCACAACUAAGUUCGCGUAGAAGUCGUCAAACUGCCAACACCCAUAUAGCAGAUUUUUUUGUGAAGAGACAUGUUAUUACUGGAAAAUCACCACCUUAAGAGAUGUUUCUACUUCUAUAUUUAUUUCGAACCUAAUUAAGCUUCACGUACGCCAAGUUUCAUACUUCAUCCGAAUGAGAAUGUAGACCAUUUAAAUUUGUAAAGGAAGAUUAGAACAAAAGGAUAAUAAAGAUGUAUGGAUGUUGCCCAUCAUUUAGUUUGGAGGUAUUGAUCACAAACAAUUUAAUAAAUUCCAAUAUCUUACAAUUCAUUCAACGUAAAAAAGUACAAUUAUCCAAAUCAUUGUAAAUCUUCACUAGUGUUUAUCACCCAAAUAUAAAGCAUCGCCUGGCAACACAUUAUCGCUUCGCUGACCAAAUUCUGUGCUGCACGUGGGAUAGUCCUUAUAAACGGUGAAUAUAGAGAUCCAUAUUACAUAACUCGCGCGCAAAUUCGCCAGUCCGUUGAAUAUUUUUCAAUGAAUUUGUCGCGCCCAAGGUUAUAAGGUAGCCGCUCUUUAUUUUAGGUUAUAUCAUUCAUUGGUGUAAAAUUAAAUAAAAACCGCGAUAAAAGACAAAUUGUAAUAGUUGCCCCAACUCUAAACGUUAUUAUUUUGCGUUAAUAUCUUUGGGGCUUUAUGGAUAGCUGUUUAACAUGUUUAUAUUUAUAUAUUCAUAAAAACAUACAUUUCUAGUGAGUCUAGCUGUUUACAAACAAAACCGGUAUGUAUUGGAAGUUUAGAUCUGACAUUCUUUCUACAGAAUGUGAAAAUUAUUGGAUAAUGUUUAUCCAUAACAAUCUUAUUGUUACCGGCUUUUCGUGAAUAUAUCACUUUUGCCUUUACAUAUUGAUAAUAUAAAUCUGUUCAUUAUUAUCAAGAAUUAAUCGUAAUAAAUCAUUGUUGCUAAAAAUAGCAAUUUUCAUUAUCAUUAAUUUAUUUAUUUCGGCAUUCAAUUUGUGCAGUGUUCUUGAACUUAUAUUUCAAAAUUUUUGGUUGUUUAGGUAGUUUUUUUUAACUAUGUUAAUUAAGUCCGUUCUUAUGGGGGCGAUAAUGGUAAUAUAUUUGCGUAUUCGAAAAACACACUUAAAAAAGAAAAAAGAACUUAUAUUUGUUGUCAUGUUCUCGCAUCCAGACACGGAUUGUUAGCUAUCAGUUGCGAUAAUCAUAUAAGGAUUAGAAGGUAAUAGAUAAGGUACCAUAACGCAGGUGUUCACGAUAGGUAAAGUUAUCAAAAUAAUCUAUUUUAUGUUUUGUUACUCAGUCUCAAAUAUGAAGCGAUUGUGAGUGGUCUGAAUAUAGUGAACAAUUUUAUAAUUUAUAAACAUGUUGAUAUCAUGCACUGUUAUGUUUAUAUACGCCAUGCUGCCCUCAUCGUGGAAAGCCCGCAUCAUCAGCUGGCUAGAAGAGCACAGAGAGCUGGUGGUCCUUGUCUUCUGCCUGCCAGCCAGCUUCUUGUUCAGUCUGUUUUUGAAAGUGCGAGCGGCCGCCCGUCGCUUCACCACCGGCAGCCAUGAUGAAAGGGUCCGCGAGAUACAGCGACAGGUGCAGGCAUGGAACCAACUGGACAAAGACAACCGCCGCCUGUUGUGCACGGCGCGACCUAACUGGUUGUCGCUCUCCACUACAUUCUUCCAAAAACAUCUGCACCAUCGGGUCCCAAUCCCCCUGUACGAUAUCUUAGAGCUGGAUGAAGCCAACAUGUCGGUCCGCGUGGAACCGAUGGUCACCAUCGGAGACAUCACCAAGUUCCUCAUUCCUAAAGGAUACUCGCUGGCGGUCACCAUCGAGUUGGAUGACGCCACGCUGGGAGGUCUGGCGUUCGGUACCGGCAUGUCAACUCACUCGCACAAGGCGGGCCUGUACCACGAGACCAUCACCAGCUACGAGGUGGUAGUCGCCGACGGUUCCGUGGUAACGGCCACGCCACACGAACAUAAAGAACUCUACCAAGCAUUACCUUGGUCGCAUGGAAGCUUAGGGUUCUUAGUCGCUUUGACGCUGAGAAUCGUCAAAAUCAAACCGUAUAUAAAAAUUAAGUACAUUCCAGUUAAAGGUCAGGAAAAUUACUGUAACAUGAUGAGGGAAUUAUCAGGAGCGUAUGAAGCUAAACCUAAAGAGUUCCCAGACUACAUCGAAGGAACCAUCUUUAGCAAGAACGAAGCUGUCAUCAUGACGGGAGAUUAUGCGGACUACGACCCGAAAAUACCUAUCAAUGAGUGUUCCAAAUGGUAUAAACCCUGGUUUUAUAAACAUGUUGAAAGCUUUUUGAAGAAUGGGGAAUCUGAAGAGCUUAUACCAUUAAGAGAUUACUUGCUAAGGCAUAAUAGAGCAAUAUUCUGGGUAGUUGAAGAUAUGCUUUCGUUCGGCAAUAAUUUUCUGUUCAGAACACUAUUUGGUUGGCUGUUACCGCCAAAACCAGCGUUUUUAAAAUUCACAACUACCCCAGGAGUACGUGAAUAUACUUUCACUAAACAAGUCUUCCAAGAUAUAGUACUCCCUAUCAAAGAAUUGGAAAAGCAAGUUGAUAUAGUGACAGAGCUUUUCGACAAGUACCCAUUACUAGUGUAUCCAUGUAAAGUUAUAGAUCACGGGCCUUCAUCCGGGCAACUGAAGAGGCCAGACCCUAGAUAUAUGGUACCCGGUACCAACUACGCGAUGUAUAAUGAUUUGGGAGUAUAUGGAGUGCCUGGGAAGGUGAAAGACAAGAAGAAAUACAACCCUGUAGAUGCUAUGAGGAAAAUGGAGAAGUUUACUAGAGAUGUUGGGGGAUUUUCGUUCUUGUAUGCGGAUAUAUUUAUGACGCGGGAGGAGUUUGAGAAGAUGUUCGAUUUGACGUUGUAUGAGAGAGUGAGGAAACAGUAUGGGGCGGAAGGCGCAUUUCCGCAUUUGUACGAUAAGGUGAAGCCAGAGUUGGAUGUGUUUGCUAUUGGGGUGAAGGCCAUCGGGGAAGAGAAAUCUAACUAAUACGCGUCACGAAAUGUACAAUAUGUUUUAAGAAAUAAAUAUUUUUAUAUUUUUUCAUAACUAAAUUCGGCAUUUAUUUUA